UUUUACCCCGGUAAUUAACAUAUAUUGUUUCAUUUCGUCUUCUCUAAACAUGAUCAUGACCAUGGGACCACUAACUUCAACCUCUAUGCAUGUGAUCUUUUUCCUAUGGACCUUGCUUCUUUUCUCAGGAAAUAUAUUGUCGGAUGGUGCAAGAGUGUUCACCAUAAUUAACGAUUGCGACGAGACUAUUUGGCCAGCGAUCACCCCGGGUGAGAGCUUUGGCGGUGGUGGAUACAGGUUACGAGCCAAAGAAUCCAGGGUCCACACCGCACCUGUUGGUUGGUCAGGUCGAAUAUGGGGUCGAACCAACUGCAAGUUCGAUACCAACGGCAAUGGAACAUGUCUAACGGGGCGAUGUGGUUCAUCGCUCCAAUGUUCUGCCUCGGGUGAAACCCCAGCGACACUUGCCGAAUUUACCCUCACCACAUUAAACUUUUACGAUGUUAGCCUCGUCGAUGGCUUUAAUUUACCAAUGUCCGUUAGACCGGUUAAUGGAAAGGGAAACUGCAGCGUUGCGGGUUGCGUGGGUGACUUACGGAAAAACUGCCCUAAGGAACUAUCCGUUAAGGCAGGUGGUAAGGUAGCAGCUUGUCGAAGUGCUUGUGAUGUGUUUAAUACCGACGAGUAUUGCUGUCGUGGUAACUAUGGAAACUCCGCGACUUGCAAACCAACGUAUUACUCUAAGAAAUUUAAGGAUGCGUGCCCGACUUCUUAUAGUUACGCUUACGACGAUCCGACAAGCAUUUUUACUUGUUCAGAGGCCGAUUAUACCAUCACGUUUUGCGGAUCAAAGAACCGAACUCAAUGCUCGUAUUACAAUAACAAGUUGCAUUGUAGCGGAUCCACGAUGGUGUUCAUGAAGAACUUUACAUGGAGUUUGAUGAUGGUUUUAGUAGUUGUUUGUUUAUCAAUAUUGUUGUAAAGAAGUCGGAUUUUAUAUGUUAUGUUCUUUUGUUACCAACAUUCUCAAUUGAUAUAUAACUUUUUUUAUGUUGUUAUUUUUACAA
Molecule: messenger RNA, 1007 nt
Organism: Helianthus annuus (common sunflower)
Lineage: Eukaryota; Viridiplantae; Streptophyta; Magnoliopsida; Asterales; Asteraceae
Product: pathogenesis-related thaumatin-like protein 3.5
Exons: 3
Coding region: 50-922 (290 amino acids)
Biological process (GO): defense response
Cellular component (GO): extracellular region
Source: RefSeq, a predicted model, not a curated record